AUGGGAAGUUCAUGCCUGAACUCGUCUCGCACAGUACUUGAGAGACCCACUAGUUUCUCGUUCGAUAAGCAACGCAGGCCUUGUCCAACAAGUGGCUUCUCAUGGUUAAUGAGAAAGAAGCAUACCAACAUAGUCCGCUGCCAAGGCAAUGGGAAUGUGAGAAACCCAAAUGGAUAUCCUCCCGUUGUAACUGAAAGGCCUGCUGCUGCAACAGUCACAGAGGAUCAUAUGGUUUUUUCGUCAAAUGUAAAGAUCCGCAAGGAUGUUGGCAUGAUGGAUUUGACGUCUUACAAGGAAACAACAGCACCUGGUACAAGUGAGACAUACGUUAGCGAAGGUAUUGGGAUUGUUAGAUUUCUUAGGGGAAAGAAGUUUCUCAUUACUGGUGCAACAGGCUUCCUGGGGAAAGUUCUCAUUGAGAAGAUUUUAAGAACCAACACAGAUGUCAGUAAGAUCUAUGUUCUUAUCAAGGCUAAGGACAAGGAAGCUGCAAUGGAGAGAUUGAAGUGUGAAAUAGUAAAUACGGAACUCUUCAGAAGCUUGAAGGAAAUCCAUGGAAGCAACUACCAGGCUUUCAUGUUAAGAAAGCUUAUUCCGGUGGUAGGGAAUGUCAGGGAAGCUAAUCUUGGACUCGAGGCUGGGUUAGCUGACGAGAUCUCGGAAGAAGUGGAUGUUAUUAUUAACUCGGCGGCAAAUACCACUUUUGAUGAGAGGUAUGAUGUUGCCCUGGACAUAAACACCAUAGGACCAUGCAGGAUUAUGAGUUUUGCAAAGAGGUUUAAGAGGCUGAAGCUCUUCUUGCACGUAUCAACAGCUUAUGUGAAUGGGCAAAGGCAAGGUAGGAUUUUGGAGAAGCCCUUUCUUAUAGGAGACACCUUAGCAACGGAAACAAGUUUUUCAGAAUUUUCUGCAAAAUCCACACCAUUAUUGGAUAUUGAAACUGAGAUUAAGCUAGCUCUUGAUUCUAAAAAGACUUCUCACUAUUCUUCUACGACUCAAGAGAUGAAGGACUUGGGUUUAGAGAGGGCAAAGAUUCAUGGAUGGCAAGAUACGUAUGUUUUCACAAAGGCCAUGGGUGAAAUGGUGGUAAAUUGCAUGCGAGGAGACAUACCAGUGGUCACCAUUAGACCUAGCGUUAUUGAAAGUGCCUGCAAAGAACCCUUCCCUGGAUGGAUGGAAGGAAAUAGGAUGAUGGAUCCAAUAGUUCUAUAUUAUGGAAAAGGCCAACUUACUGGAUUUCUUGCUGAUCCUAAUGGAGUGCUGGAUGUUGUCCCAGUUGACAUGGUUGUGAAUGCAACCUUGGCAGCCAUGGCAAAGCAUGGGUCAAGUAGGGAGCCAGGCAUGCACAUAUACCAAAUUGCUUCGUCUGUCAUUAACCCGCUAGUGUUCAAAGACUUGGCCAGGCUUCUCUUUGAACACUUUAAGACUUUUCCUUGUAUGGACCCUAAAGGGAGACCAAUUACAGUCCAUCCAAUGAAACUCUUCAGUGACAUGAACGAAUUCUCCUCCUAUGUUUGGAUGGAUGCUUCUCAAAGGAGUGGAAGGGUAACUGCUGCUAUUUCACAUGAAAAGCUAUCUAAGAGAUUGCAGAACAAAUGCAUGAGAUCAGUAGAGCAAGCCAAGUAUCUAGCUAACAUAUAUGAGCCAUAUACUUUCUAUGGUGGAAGGUUUGAUAACGCAAACACUCAAAAGUUAAUGGAGGAGAUGUCUGAAGAAGAGAGGACAAGCUUUGAUUUUAAUGUGGGAAGCAUCAGUUGGAAGGAUUACAUCUCUAAUGUUCAUAUUCCCGGAUUAAGAAGGCAUGUUAUGAAGGGAAGAGGCAUGUGUACAAAAUCCCAACUUGUGGGUACAACAGUUUGA
Phoenix dactylifera (date palm) is the source of this 1860-nucleotide messenger RNA. RefSeq names its product fatty acyl-CoA reductase 2, chloroplastic-like. Gene Ontology annotation, cellular component: intracellular membrane-bounded organelle. Gene Ontology annotation, molecular function: alcohol-forming very long-chain fatty acyl-CoA reductase (NADP+) activity. The record is from RefSeq and is a predicted model, not a curated record. Gene Ontology annotation, biological process: suberin biosynthetic process; long-chain fatty-acyl-CoA metabolic process. NCBI's taxonomy places the organism in Eukaryota, Viridiplantae, Streptophyta, Magnoliopsida, Arecales, Arecaceae.